This is a messenger RNA of Camelina sativa (false flax), 734 nucleotides long. RefSeq names its product pEARLI1-like lipid transfer protein 3. The record is from RefSeq and is a predicted model, not a curated record. NCBI's taxonomy places the organism in Eukaryota, Viridiplantae, Streptophyta, Magnoliopsida, Brassicales, Brassicaceae.
UUUUUCUUCAUCUCUCUCUUUCUCAAACACAACCAGGAAUCCUUAGAAAUGGCUUCAAAGAAUUCAGCCUCUCUUGCUCUUUUCUUUGCCCUCAACAUCAUUUUCUUCACCUUAACCUCUGCAACUGAUUGUAAAUGCAGCCCAAGUCCAAAGGUCCCAAGUCCCAAGGCCCCAACUCCUUCAGUCCCGAGUCCUUCGGUCCCAAGUCCUAACUCUAGGCCGGUGACGCCUCCCAGCACCCCUGGCUCAUCUGGAAACUGUCCUAUCGAUGCUCUCAGACUCGGUGUAUGUGCAAAUGUCUUAAGCAGUCUACUUAACGUGCAAUUGGGUCAGCCAUCGUCUCAAUCAUGUUGUUCGCUCAUCCAAGGUUUGGUUGACCUCGACGCUGCCAUUUGUCUCUGCACUGCUCUUAGGGCUAACGUUCUUGGCAUUAACCUUAACGUUCCAAUAUCCCUCAGCGUUCUUCUCAACGUUUGUAACAGAAAGCUUCCAUCUGGUUUCCAAUGUGCUUGAACAAUAUCAGCUAUGCAUACUACUCACGCACACUGUGUUCUCUAUAAAAUUACUACUGUUUGAAUAAUUGCAUGUAAGCUAGACUUUAAUGUUUAUAUCUUAAUUUGUUUUAAGUGAAAUAAUAAGCAUAUGAAAGUUUUCUAGUUUUUUUUGUAAACGUUUCCGUCAGUCUAUGUAUUUCUUAUUUUCAACCUGUUUAAUCAAAGAAGUUUUGUAACCCA